This is a messenger RNA of Silurus meridionalis, 1558 nucleotides long. RefSeq names its product chondromodulin (gene cnmd). The transcript has 7 exons. NCBI's taxonomy places the organism in Eukaryota, Metazoa, Chordata, Actinopteri, Siluriformes, Siluridae. Gene Ontology annotation, biological process: negative regulation of endothelial cell proliferation; negative regulation of angiogenesis. Bases 70 to 1002 code for a protein of 310 amino acids. The record is from RefSeq and is a predicted model, not a curated record.
CUGACUUUUUCCCCCUCUUCUUGCUAAAAGUGAACAAGUGAACACUGUGACAGAAGCUUACAACCAGCCAUGGAGGAUACUGAGAAGAUUCCUAUUGCUUUGGCCGGACCUGAGGAUUUACAACAAUUCAUGCCACCGGCGUACGCCGCUGUCGCCAUGAAGCCCCCGAGCUCCGUGCGAACGCUCAAGAUCGCCGUAGCCGCGCUCAGCAUCGGGGUCGUGCUCCUGCUGCUCGGAGCCAUGGGUGCCUUUUACUAUUGGAACAGCAACAGCAAGCAAGUGUACAAUAUCCACUAUAGCAUGAGCAUUGACGGUAAAGUGGAGAAGGGCUCCAUGGAGAUUGACACGGUGAACAACUUGGAGAGGUUCAAAACAGGAAGCAAAAACGACGAGGCAGUUGAAGUCCACGAUUUUCAGAUCGGAAUUACUGGGAUCCGUUUUGCCGGAGAAGAGAAAUGCUACAUCAAGACCGAAGCCAAAGGUCACCUUCCAGAACUGGAAUAUCUGAACAAGGAGACCCUGAGCUUUGACUUGGUGGAAGAGGUCAUGCCUGCCAAGGUUGAAGACUCUCUAAUCUGGGUCGCUGCCGAUCAACCUCUGAAAGACUACAGCAUCCUGAGUGACAAAAUUUUGGACCUCUGCAAAGGAGUGCCUAUCUUCUGGCUGCGUCCUACCUACCCUAACAGAGAGCAAAAGAAACAGGUUCCCAGGGCCAGACGACAGGCUCCGGAAGACAACGUCGACAGCCCUUCAUUCAACCCUAACAACCCGUACCAUCGUCGUGAGGACGGUGAGGACGGCCCUAUGACUGUAGACCCCAUGUUGGACCACAUGGGUGUGUGCUGCGCCGAGUGUCGCCGGAGCUACACGCACUGCGUCCGUGUCUGCGAGCCUCUGGGGGGCUACGAACCAUGGCCUUACCACUACAGAGGCUGUAGGAAAGUCUGUCGUGUCGUCAUGCCGUGCAGCUGGUGGAUAGCUCGCAUCAUGGGCGUCGUGUAAACGCCCCAUAGUGGAAGAGAGGAUGAACUUCAACCGAAGAACAAAGAAGCCUCAUCAUGAGCAUCGACAUUGUACAAAAAUACAGAAAUCAUACCAUUAAUGUGGAUGCUGUUAGAAUACUGGUCGUAUUGCAUCUUAUUGAGGAAAGAGUUUUUCCUGUCGUGUAAAUAUGUGUUAACGUGCUCCCGGACACACCAGAGACGUCUUCGAAUAGUCACAAACGCCUAUAUGAGAUAUUUAAGAUAUAUACUUGCCAUUUUGUUUUCCUGGAUUUUGCUUUUUGAUGAAACAUUAAACGAUGUCUGGCUUUUCUUUUUUCAUGUGGGCUUUAGACAAAUACUGCUGCUUUCAAAGUGCCUUUUUUUGUUUCGUUUCAUAGCCAAAGUGUAAUAAAGGUUUUGAAAUUUACAUGUUACAUUGCUUCAUUAUGCUUCACAAACUCUUUCAAUCAGUGGUGGAAAAAAAUUUAUAAAUAUAUUUAUAUAUUACUAUACACACAAUAUUUCCAAAAGUAUUGGGACACCUGGUCAUUAGUUUGUGGUUUUUGAGAAUUAAA